AUGGUUAAAAAGUUUCCAGGAAUAUUUUCUUUAGCUUUCGUUUGUACACUUCUUGGGGUCGUAAGUCGUCUCGAGAGUGUUGAAGCCUACGCGUGUGACCCUACCACUUGUCAACCACCAAAAUGUUUUUGCCCUACUACUAACCCUCCGGGUGGUUUGUCAGUGGACAAGACACCACAAUUCUUCCUGUUAACAUUUGAUGAUUCGAUUCAAGAUCGUACCAUACAGGUUGUAAAGCAACUUCUUGGAAAUAGAUUAAAUCCUAAUGGAUGUCCAAUUAAAACUACUUAUUAUGUCAGCACUCAAUACACUGAUUUUUCAAUGGUAACUGAAUGGUACGCAGCUGGACAUGAGGUUGCCGAUCAUACCAUGACGCAUCCACAAGAUCCUUUUGAUGAUGAAAUUAUUGGAAACAAAAAAGCUCUCAAUGCUUUUGCUGGUAUUCCAAAUGGCAAAAUUUCAGGAUGGAGGUCUCCUUUCCUUAAUUGGCAACCAAAAACUUUUGACAUCAUUGCCGAACAAGGAUUUCAAUAUGAUUCCUCAACGACUGCCUUAAUUGAAGACGCUACUUGGCCUUAUACUAUGGAUAAUGGUUUAUAUAAUGAUUGCUAUAAAAAUUUUUGCGAUACAGUUAAACAUCCCGGUUUAUUUGAAAUCCCGAUGGCUGCUAUACUUGAUGAUACGGGUGCACCACAUUUAAUGGAUCCAAUGCUUGACGGACCACCCGAAACGGUUCAGAAAUGGUUACAAGACAAUUUCAUUCGUCAUGGAAAACAAGGAAAAACUCCCUUCGGUUUAUACCUUCACCCAGUUCAACUUUCCGCAAUAGAUGGUCGUCCAGAUCCAAAACCAAGUAUUAAAAUGAUUGAGGACUUUUUAGAUUGGGCACUCACUCAACCAGAUACUUGGUUUGUAACCAGUCAACAGUUGUUGGCAUGGAUGCAAAAUCCGGUUCCAGCCGAUCAACUUAAAGAUUAUGCACCUUUCUCAUGCCAGGCUCCUAAAAUUGGAAAAGAAAUUUGCAAUGGAUUGGAUGAUGACGGAAACGGGACAAUUGAUGAUGGUCUUAGAGAAUCAUGUAAUUUCAACACUGAAGUAUGGAGUACUUGUUACGGAUGUCCUAGUGCUAUCCCAUCUCUUAGCAAUCCUGUUCCAGAGGGUGGUAGCCGUGCCCGAGUUCCAACAACUUGUGAUACGGUUUGGUGGGAUCCCAUUGGUAAUCAAUGUCUGUGUCAAAGUGAUACAUGCGCGUACACUGAUUUAAGUAAAGCACCGGGUUUGGUUGGAAACAGCACUGGUGGUUCCGAUAAAAAAGAUAAUGGUGGUAAAUCAAACGGAGCUAAUUCAAUAACUGGUUGGG
Funneliformis geosporum is the source of this 1360-nucleotide messenger RNA. The record is from the annotation of a GenBank genome assembly. NCBI's taxonomy places the organism in Eukaryota, Fungi, Glomeromycota, Glomeromycetes, Glomerales, Glomeraceae.